AUGUCGGAGGUUGCCUCGGGGCUGGCCAGGCGGGCGUACUGGUUGUGUGCUAAGCGUGGCUGCAACGCUUGGAACUGGUGUGACAAGCGUUGGUCGUGCAAGGUGUGUGGCACCAGUGCUCCCCCAUGGACGAAGGAGUACCGUACCGACAAGGGCCCCCCGAGAGUGGACGCUGACGGGUUCGUACAGCAACCCAGGGGAAGGGCCGAGCAGCGGGCAGCGAGGCGCUCGGCCUCCCAGCGGGCCCUCUCUGGGAGCACCGCGCCCAGCAGCACCCCCAACAGCAGGGCACGGCAUGUGCGACCUCGGGGAGAGGCCAAGUCCCAGUUCGAGGAGCUGCAGGCGCAGCUCGUGGCGGCCAGGGAGCGCGUCGACAAGCUCCAGGGGGCCUUGGCGCUCGGGCUCUCGGCGGACUUCCAGCGUGAGGCGGAGAGCGCCCUCCAGCUGGGCAAGGACCAGGUCGCCGCCCUUGAGCUGGCCGUCCAGGAAGCCCAGCGGACGGGGCGCCCACCUCACUCGGUGCUCCACAUCGAGGCCAACGCCAUUCAGAAGGUCGAGCGCCAGCUGGCCGCGGCACGCACCAAGAAGGAGAAGCUCCAGCUGCAGGCGUCCGAGCUGCGCGAACUCAUCGCGGAGAAGCAGGGGCAGCUGUCGGCAGCCGAGUUGGGAGUGGAUGAGGUCGCGGGGCAGAUUGCCGAGCUGGAGGAUACCAGAGCCAAGGUCACGCAGCAGGCGAUCCAGCGGGCCAACGCGGCCGUCGGAGGUGUUCCGAGCCCGCUUGGGGACGCAGUCCAAGGGCUGCUCACUCAGGUUGGCGCCCUUUCGGAUCUCCUCAAGCAGCACGGGUCGGAGCUGCCCCCUAGGUUCUCCGAGAUCGUCGGGAUUCUCAACACGCAGAAGGAGGCGGUCGCCGAGGUGCUCAGGCCCCGCAGCAGCUCGGUCAGGGCGCGUUGGGGCGACAGCGUCGGGGACGAUGGCCUCUCGACCGAGGAUGACGACAUGCCGCUUGACAUCGUGGCCUCUGGGGGGCCCGCGGCCGCCCCGCCCGCUGCAGCCCCGCAGACAGGGCCUACCGCGGCUGGGCCGCCAGCCCCGCGGGCCAGGUCAGUGGACGGGCCCUACGGCCCUGCAGCGGCCCGCGGCCAGCACGGGGCGACCCUGGGCACAUGGCCUCAGGUGGAGCCGUGCCUCGCUAAGGCCCUCGCUGAGCAAGGGGCGGCCCUCACGGACAGCGACCCCUUGGCGGCGGGCGGCGCCGAGCACCCUUGCCCGAGGGGCGCGGCGUGCCCUGUGUCGGGCGCUGGUCAGCGCGCAGUCCGCGUGGCAGCCGUCAUCGGCAAGGCGCCGAUGGUUGACAGGGCAGGAGGCCGGCAGCUUCGAGCCGGCCUCGUCUUGUUCGGCUGCAACGGCAACACGUGGAACAGGAGUAUUGAGGCCAUUGAGGCCUUCUUCAGGACGUGCAACUACUGGCCCGACGAGGUGGCGCUGCGGGAGACGAGGCUCCCGCAUAAGCGCCUGCCUAGUGCGGCGGCUCAGGCCCGCGGCCUGGGCUACGUGGCCUUCCUCCCCGAGGCAGCGCUGACGGACAAGCAGGGGCCCCAGGCGACCUCAGGCGGCGCGGCGUUCCUGGUGCGAGACGGCUUGCAGGCCGACGAGUCGGCGUUCUCGCUGCCCUCGGCCUUGCGUCACCGCCUCAGCUGUGUGGAGGUCGCCACCGCCUCGGGCCUUCGGUUCCUGGCGCUUUCGGGGUUUUUCCAGCACUCUGUGGGCCCGCGAGGCACCAACCUGGACUUGUUUGCGGCCAUCUCGGAGGUGACGGGCUUCUCUGCCGACAUCCCGUGGGUCCUCCAAGCCGACUUCAACAUGGAGCCUGAGCCCCUCGAGGAGUUGGGUUGGCCGUGGCGGUGCGGGGACACGUCCUGGGGCCCUCGGAGGCGACGUGCCAUGCCGAGGGCUGUGACCACCUCUACGUCUGGUUCGUGGCUUCAGCGGCGUUGGCAGCCAGCGCGGCCUCCUGUGCCACCACGCUCGAGGGCUUCGGUGUGCACCCCCAUCGCCCUGUCCUGCUUCGCCUCCAGGAUGUCUGCUCGCUUCCUGGGCCCGUGUGUGGAGGAGAUCCUCAUCGACUGUGCGUCUACGGUCAGCUGCCUCACGUUGGGCAAGUGGUACGCGUCGGCAGCCAACAAGCCCAAUGCCCAUCUCUGGGAUGGGAUCUACGCUUCGCUGGCCGUGGACACGCUCAAGGUGACCAAGGAUGCAGCCCACCGUACCGCCAGAGGCGUGCUGGAUGGCAAGGUCACGGAAGCCUACCUCCGCGGCAACGGUCAUGCCGACCGCUGGGCCAAGGCAGGUGCUGAGCUGCACCGCGCCAGCGCUGUGGCCAGGCGCGGGUUCUUCGGCACGAUGGAGGUGGUGAGGGAGCUCUCUUGCUGCGUGGCGCAAGGCCCCCUCUUCUGGCAGGGGAUGGCCUUCGCCAGGUGCGGAGACGGCGCAGCCGAGCAGGAGCUGAUGGCGUGCACCCACUGCGGGGCGUACGCGAGGCUUGGCGGGCGCACAGGCGCGGCGCCCAAGCUCAAGGAGUUGUGCCCUGGCUCUGCUGGGCCGCCCAAGGGCAGGCGAGACCAGAAGGCACGUUGCGAUGAGGGCCGCGAAGGCAAGGGUAUGGCCAGCGCCAGGGGUGGCAGGGGACCUGCAAAGUGCAGUCCUGUGUGCGGCCCCGCCCUGGGCACUGGCAGUGGGUCUCUGGGUGCGGCGACGCCUGAGGAGGACCAGCGGCAGCCGCAGCUGGCUUCUGGGGAGGCGGGUCCACGUGCAGCUACGGCUGGUGCCAGGGGUGGCAGGGGACCUGCAGUUUGCGGUCCUGAGUGCGGCCCCGCCCUGAGCACCAGCACCCACCCCGAGCGGCGACGGAGUACGGCCUGGGCCAGGGGUGGCAGGGGACCUGCAAUGUGCGUGCGUGAGUGCGGCCCCGCCCUGAGCCCAGGAAGCGACGCGGACCGCGACGGCAUGUGCAUGGCCAGCACCAGGGGUGGCAGGGGACCUGCAUGUGCCGACCGUGUGUGCGGCCCUGCCCUGAGUGCUAGCCGUGUUGCGGUGGCUCGGCCUGAGCCAGCGCAGCCGAGGCGCAGCGUCGCGCCCAGGCUUGAGCUGCAGGUCGCUGGUUGGGCGCGGUACUGGACCCAGGCUCCCGAGGUCGGCGAGACGAUGGAAUGCUACAGCGAGUGGCUAGACCACUGCGUCGGCUACGUCACGCAGAUCCUGUCCCAGCCGCGCUUCGCCACCAGGCUGCGGGCGCGUGGGAGGACGGCCGAGGAGAUGGCCGAGGAGAUCUGCGAGCGGGCCUGGGGGACUGGCACGCCUGCGAGGCGGGCCUACUACAGGUGGCGCCACACGCUGACGCGGUCGCAGAGGAUCGUGGCAGACUGCAUGCGGCGCUACGACUACGUGUGCCUGCGGACGUGGCUGGCCGAGCUGCCGCGG
Molecule: messenger RNA, 3480 nt
Organism: Prorocentrum cordatum
Lineage: Eukaryota; Dinophyceae; Prorocentrales; Prorocentraceae
Source: the annotation of a GenBank genome assembly